GGGAUGGAACCAGGACCUCAUACAUGCUAAGGAUGUGCUCUGCCUCUAAGCUAUACCCGCUCCCCUUUCUUUUAAUUUGAUGAAAAAAAUGUUUCUGUUAACGGAGAAAUACUCCUAGAAAUGACAGGUUUCCUUGGUUUUCAUCACUAAUUCAAGCUCUGAAGGCUUAAAUAGCAUAUGGUUUAAAAUUCAGGUUUUUAAAAUUUUUAUCUUAAGGAAAAAGAAGUUUCAUAUUGUAAUAUCUCUGUUUUGCUUACAACACGGUCCCACCUGCGGGGCUCCUUGUACGUGACUCCUGUCGGCCUGAGUGCUUAGAUCUUCUGGCUGUGAAGCAGGGUCAGCACUGGUGUGGUGGCCAGGCUGCACCAGCAUCUCUGACUUAGAACCAACACCAGGAGCAUCAUUUUGCCUCUUUCCACACCUUUCUGUUAUCUCAUUCUUAUCUAUAAAAGGUCCACGUUUUGAACAUUUAGCUAAGUUAAAAGAAGUUGCAGUGAAUACUUGUAACCUCCCCCUCCAAGACUCUACCGUUAAUGUUUUGCUGUACUAGUUGUAACAUGUAUCUGUCUGCCCCUUUCUUCAUCAGUCCAUCUUUUUUUGGGAUGCAUUUCAAAGUGAAUCACAGCCAUAAGUAUGCUUUCCCUAGAUAAUUCAGAAUGCACGUGCACCAUUAACUAGAUUUCAGUAUUUGUUUAGCUUUUUCUCUUGUUGCGAAAUUUCUGUUAAAUGAAAUGUACAACACGAGAGGGUACAUUUGCUGGAUUUUCACAGAUGCAUGAUCUCUGCCUUUUGUGUCUCUCUUCGGUCUUUGCCAUUCUGCUGGCCCCAGAGUUGUCCCUCUGUGGCUGCUGGGCCCUUUUGUUGGUCAUUCCUGGUCCUUCACAGAUGCCAGUACCAAUGAACUUACUCAGAAUCUGAAGGGUCCCAUUCUCUUUUACAGAAUCACAUACUCCACAUGCCUGAGUGAAAUGCUGUCCCUGACAAGGUCUUGCCAGUCCCUGGAGGGUGCUGGCCCUCAAGCACUGGGUCUUCAAAUGGAGACCUGAGGGCAGACACCUGGGCAAACAGACAGGUUAUCACUCAGUGUUCGACAGAUGCCAGAGUGAACAAAUAUGAAGUACAAAGCCCUGUGCUAGCUUCCCUCCAGGAUUUAGAAUGAGAUUAUCCCAGUUCUCAAGUGGCUCUUCAUCCCGUAGAGAGGUGGACAAACAAGCAGUGGUGUCCGAGGCAGUGCUGGGAUGCUGCAGUGAGGGCAGAGUGCUCAAGGGCUUUCUCUGGGACAGUGGGAAGGCUUUCUGGGAAAGGUGGCAUUUGACUGAGGCUCAGAGAGCACAGGACAAGUGCAGUAGGAUCAAGGUUGAAAGGCUGUCAGGGCCCAGGAUAUAGACGGUUGUGGAGCCUGAGACUCAGUGACGUGGUCAGAGCUGUGCGUGGAACCUUGUGCCUCAGAUGGUAAGUUCCAUGGCUUCCUUGCUGGAACUUGAAGCUCCUUUCAGCCCGUCUCUGCCUGGUGGUAGGCGGAAUAACAGCUCCGCAUGGAUGCCUGGGCGUAACCACCAGAAUCUGUGGAUGUAGCACCUCACUGGCAAAAGGAACCUUGCAGAUGUGAUUGGACUAAGGACCUUAACACAGAGAUUAUGCUGGACCGUUUGGGUGGGCCCAGUGUAACGGAAGUCCUUCAGAGUGGAGCAGGGAGGCAGAAGGUGAGAGUCGGGGGGAGGCGUGAGGACAGAAGUAGGCACAGGGAGAGGCGGCCUUGCUGGCUUCCUCCCUGACAAGCUUGGUCCUUCCAUUGGAGCGUUGACCCCCUCCCCUCUUCCAGCCUGCUGUUACUGCCUUCCUCUCAGCCUACGGACUCGCAGACCUCCACUGGGACCCCAUCACCUCUUCUUCCACCUCUGCCCUUUCUCUUCUCUUUUCACCAAACUCUUCAUACCUGUUAGGGAAUUUGUCUGCUGUUCCCACCUUAGUGAGCCCCUAGCGAGCCGGUCAGUGCACGAGAAUCCCUCAUCCCUCGAAAGUCUCUCUUCUUCCGGCUUCUGGUAACCUCUCUUCCACAGCGUCCUGUUGUCCGGCAGGUCUUUCUGUGCUUUCCCCGUGGGCUUCUUUUUCUCCUCUGUUUGCUUCCUAGAUGUUAAUGAGCCCCCUGUUUAACCCUGGUCCUACAGUUUAUUUUACUCUUCGUGUUAUUUUUGGUUGAUUUGAUAUACUGCCACGGUUUCAUCUGAUAAUGCCAGUAGCUGUCUUUACCAGAUUUUGCUGUUUAUUGGUGGGCUUUAUUGAAGUUAUGUCACAGUGUUGUUGAAUGAACUACAUGUCACCGGGAAUGUGGUCUCCCUCAGACUCCUCUAUCCAUCUGCCUACUCCUCCUGCAGCUCAUAGGACAGUCACUCUAAAAUCCACGCAAAAGAUCCAUUCCCCCAUCUCAAGACAUUGUCCUGUUUGAGAACAUAGCUCGUCACCUUGAGUACAUACAGACAGAAAGGCUGAACAUCCCUGGUUACUUCAGCCUUUACUCACCUGACAUUGAAAAGUGGGCCCAGUGAGGAAAGGGCCUAACAACCUCUGCCCUAUGCUCAGCCCCUAGACUGGUACUUGGCAUUCUGUAAGUACUCGGGUAACACCUGGUGCAGGAAGGAGAGAACAGAGGAGCCAUAUGCGUUCAUUCCACCUUCCUGUCCUGCUAACUCCGGGUCCUGACUCCUUAAAUAACACCCACACAAGGAACACACAGCAUCCACCUGUGAUUCUUAACUCCCACAUCUAGUAUGUUCAGCUAGAACUUACAGCUAGUCCUUACCCAGGUUUCUGGAGAAGGGUUAAAAGGCCAGAGCUGUGCCCAGCGUCAGAGACCUCACCCCAUGCGGAUGUGACCCUUGGGCAGCUAGCUAUGCUCCCUGCUGUCCUUUAUUUAGUCCAUGUUGUUUCCUGUGUCAGGGACUGUGGGAGUGAGCAGGAAGGAACACUAGCCUUCCUGUGGAGAUAGGGAGCGACACAGGAAGGGGUGAUGCUUGAUCUUGCAGGGUAGAGAGGAUUUUACCACGGGAGGGAGGAGCGUUCCUGGCCUGGGGGAGCACAUGUGAAGAGGUCAGGCAGUUCAGGAGGUACAGCGAGGAGGUGGGGAAAGUGUGGUUGUUUGAUGGGGCUUUUAGGGCUAGUGAGGUAUAAAAGGACUGCCCACAAAGGGUCCUGAUCCAUGCUAAGGACUUGGUCCAUUCUCCUGUAAGUCCUGGGACACCAACAGAAUUUUAAUCAAGAAGCGAAACUUUCACGGUUUACUGUUGGGAGUGAGAAAGACCUAAGUGGGAGAAGUAAGUAGGAGGUCUCUGGGCGGAGGACAGCAAGGGCCUGACCCAGGGCCCUGGCAGCGGGAACCUGGAGGAGCAGGUGGACUGGAGGAGCAUUCAGGAGGGGGACCUACAGGUUGUCAUCUGCACUUGGGUGCAGAGGACAAGAGUCUAGAAAGAUACUUGGAUUCCUGGGUCGCUCAGUGUCAUUUAUUUUUUCAAUUAACAAGCAGAUAAUCCUUACCAUGUGUCAGGCACUCUUAAGUGUUUAACAAAUAUUGACUCAUUCAAGUCUCAUAAUAACCCUACAGGUAGGCACUGUUUUGUCCCCGUUGGAUAGAGGAAGAGACUGAGACACUCAGAGGUUAACAGACCCGUGAGCAGUGGAGCAGGGAUCUGAACCCAGGCAGUCUGGCUGCAGAAUCCACGCUGUUAGCCAGAGUUGGAAAUAUGCACUUGAGGUUGGGAAAAGGGGGGGCAGGGAGGGGACGGAGUGUCCGUUCAUUCUAGCCUGACACUUCACCUGUCGUGAGCCAAGCAGUGGGACAGAAGCUAGUGGAUGUGCACUGUGUCCUGGAAGUGCCCCCGGACCAUGGAAGUGAGGCUGGGAUAGACCAAAGAGACAACAAAGGGAACCCUGCAUUUAAUUUAAUCAUGACUUUAAAUCGUUAGAGCAGACCAAGAGGUACCAAGAUACAUCGAUGAAAACUAGGUGAGGAUGGAAGCAAAGCAAAUAAAGGGCUUCAGGAACAAGUGAGAGACCAGCAAUGCCUCUGCAGCAGGAAUCAUUGCUGAGGCCUGGCUUGGUGCUGGUGAGGAGGCAGAGACCCCAGGGCUUUUGUUCCUGCCAAUGAACAUUGAAUUGAAAUGGAAAUCGUUAAGUCGUCCAGAAUAAAAGGGGGGCAAACAGUAUAAAAGAAAACAAAAUACGAAAGAACUGUAAACAUAAACACGGAAAAUAUUCAAACCCAGUAUUCAAAAGGUGUAAAUUAAAAAUACAAUCUAUACGCCAGAAAUUGACCCAACAUUGUAAACCAACUAUACCUCAAUAAAAUAAAUAAUAAAUAAAAUACAGUCUAAAUUUAAACAAGGUAAAAGUGCCGUGUUUUAUAGACUUGUACUUCUAGCCAAGAGGGAGUAAUAGGGAGUGGAUUUACCCUGUUGCCCAAACAGCAACAACCACAGAAACACAGACAAAACAGGUGAACAGUCCUUUUGUUCCAGGACACUGGAUGUCAGGCAACAAAGGCAGUCCCCCCGAGAGAUGGACAGCCAACCAGGUGCUCCCUCUGAUUUGCCUGUUGAUUACCUUGAGAGGGUCUCCAGGUUAUAGCAGGGGAAGGGGAAGCUGAGGCGGGGCUGAGCAGACGCGAGUCCAGGGUGCGGAGCUGAGCCCGUAGGGAGGGCGGAGCGGCCAGCAUCCGCAGAGAGGAGUGGGCACCCUGGAGCGGUCACACGGCCACGUGUGCAGGGAGGCUGAGGGAGUAGCGCCCAACGAUCACCUGGGAGUUGUUGCCGGCUACACUGGCUGGACUGGAAAGUGCUUCUAGUCCUGCAGCACUGGGAGUGAAGCUAUAGGGGGUAACACCUGUGUGCUUAGAAGUCUGUAGUCAGCAAAAAUGUAUUUCAACAACAAGGCAAGACAGCCUCCAGGAUGGGAGAAAAUACUUGGAUGUUACAAACCUGAUAAGGGUUUAAUAUCCAAAAUAUGUGAAGAACUACAGGUGAAUAACUAAAAGGCAAAUGACCCACUUAAGAAGAUGGGUUAAGGACUUGAACAUAUAUUUCUCCAAAGAAGAUAGACUAAUGGCCAGUCAGCACAUGAAACAAAUGCAGAUGAAAGCCAGUGAGCUGCCACUUCAUUUAGAUGGCUAGAUAAUUUAAAUGGCGUGACAGGCGUUGGGAAGCAUGUGGGGAAAUUGGAGCCCUUGUAUGUUGUGGAUGUGAAGUAAAAUGAUGCAGCCACUAUGGAAAAUAGUUUGGGUGCUCAAAAACUAAGCAUAAAAUUACCACAUAGCCCAGCAGUUCCACUCCCAGGUAUACUCGUCAACAGAUGAGCAGACAAACAAAAAUGUGUUCAGUCCAGCCGCGGAGCAGCAUUUAGCCACUCAGAGAGGGAGCUACUGCUGCAGGCUGCAGCACGUGUGACGCUGCAAACACGAUGCUGAGUGAGAGAAGCCAGACUCAACAGGGCAAGCACUGCGCGAUCCCACGCACAUGAAAUAGCUGGAGCAGGCAAGUUCCAAGCCAGAAAGCAGGUUAGAGGUAAUGGGGUCUGAGGAGGUGGGUAGGGAGUUACUGCUGUAACGUUUCAGAGUUGCACAGCACUGCGAGUGUACGUAAUGCCACUGAAUUGUACACUUAAUGAUUCAAAUGGCAAAUUGUUAUAUUUAUUUUACCACAACUUUACAGAUUAAUAAUGUAAUAUAUCAAAAACAUUGGAUUGUACCCUUUGAGUGGAGGAAUUGUAUGGUGUGUGAGUUUUAUCUCAAUAAAGGGAAAAGAGAUGAUCAGAUACUUAUUACCAGCAGACCCACAUUACAAGAAAUGUUAGUGGGGAGGGUGUAGCUCCGUGGUAGAGAGCGUGCUUAGCAUGCAAGAGGUCCUGGGGAUUGAACCCAGGACCUCCAUUAGAAAGUAAUAAAUAAACCUAAUUACCUCUCCCCCCCAAAAAAGCUUAAAAAAAAUAAACAAAAAUUUAAAAGGCAAGAAUGAUUAGAAUGUAAUGAGUGUAAGAUUGAUUAUUGGAAAAAAAAAAGAAAAAAUGUUGAGAAAAGUCCCUCAGGGAGAAGGGAAAUGGCUCCACGUGGGAAUGUGGAUCCAGCCUAGAGGGUGAACCGCUCUGGUGGUGGUGACUACGUCGAUAAACGUAAUUUUUUUCUUAAUACUGAACAUCUUUAAAAGAUUGCCAGCCACGUGUCCGUUUCCUCGUGGACCGCGCAGCACCUGUCAGAUCGGGUCUGUGGGCAGGUGUGGGCCCUGGGGCAGCUGGGCCUGUGCUCAGGUGUCCAGCAGCGAUACAGUUGUUACCAGCCGGAGUUCUCGUCUCUGGGGGAGCGUCCACGUCCAGCUCGCUCUGGGGCUCCUUGCUGGCUGCGCUCAGCUCCGUGGACGACCCACGCGUCCCUCACCUUCAGCAGGGACCGCACUUCCCUUUGUUCUCGUGUUUCAAGUCUCACUUCCCUUCUGCCAUCAGCUGGAGAAAGCAGUUGUUUUCUUACCAGUAAAGUGAGAGUGUUAGAUUGAGUCAGGGUUUGUCUCUUGAUUGAGUUUUCCCUCAAAAAGAGGAUUUCUCGAGGGGAGGGAUUAGCUCUGUGGCAGAGCUCAUGCUUAGCAUGCACAAGGUCCUGGGUUCAAUCCCCAGUCCCUCCAUUAAACAUAAAUAAAUAACCCUAAUUACCUCUCCCCCUCAAAUAAAUAAUAAUUUUAAAAAAAUUUAAGAAGGGAAAACAGUAUCUUGUUAAAAAAAAGAGGAUUUGUUGCAUAUUGGAGCCAUUCAGUUCCAAAUGUGGUUCAGCGUGGAACCCUAGAGAUGGAGAGAGGAAAGGCCAUCUCUGGAGCUGUUUUAUUCCUACUCCUGGGGGCUUCAGGCACUGUCGGUGUGUGUCUGGGACAAUCUGUGGUGUGUGUGUGUACUGGGGAGGUGAGGGAAUCCAGGCUCAUGACUACCGAGCCCCAGUCACAGCACCUCUCACGUCUCGUCCUCUUCCCCAGUGCCACUGGUUCCGCAUCUCCCGUCACGCAGGAAAGCAUCACCAAGAACCAGGAGGGCAUGGAGGCCGAGUUGCUAACUGCUGGGUCCCACGCACUGGUGACCUUCCAAGACAUCCUUGUGCACUUCACCAGGGAGGAGUGGGAGCUGCUGGACGCAGCACAGCAGCUCAUGUACAGAGACGUGACGCUGGAGAACUGCCGAAACCUGGUGUCCCUGGGGCAUCAGCUUCCCAAGCCAGAUGUGAUCCUCCGGUUGGAGAAGGGGGAGGAACCGUGGCUGCUGGAGAGAGGCGUUCACCCAGAGGCCCAUCCAGAUUUGGAGGCUGCAGUUGAAAUUAAAUCAUCACUUUCCAGUAGGAGCAUCUCUAAAGAUGAACAGUCCUGUGGUGUUAAAAUGGAAGGAAUGGCAAAGGAUGACCCCUGGUACUUGUCACUGGAACAAGUCUGGACGUGUGAAGGUCGCUUGGACAGGUCUCAGGGCAGCCAGGAGAGACAUCUGAGGCAAGUGGCAUUCCCCCAGAAGAAAGCACCUCCCCAGGAGAGAGCCUGCGGAAAUGGGAAAUUCGGGACAAGCUGUCCUCUUCCUGCUCAGCUAGUGCUGCGAGAGUAUUUCCUUAAACAUGACUCACAUCCUAAAACUGUAAAGCAGAGUUUAGUUUUCAGUGGUCCUCAGGAAGGCUAUGCAAGCAACAGUGAUGACUGUGAUCAAACCAUCUGCCAAAACAUUCACCUUAUUCAGUUUGCAAGAACUCAAGCAGUAGAUAAAUCGUACAGAUGCCCUGAUAAGAAUUCUCUUACUCGUGGUACAUCCCUUGGUAUAUCGAAGGGUAUACUUAGAGAGAAACCCUACGAAUGUAAGGAAUGUGGGAAAUUCUUCAGCUGGCGCUCUAAUCUUACCAGGCACCGGCUGAUUCAUACUGGAGAAAAACCCUAUGAAUGUAAAGAAUGUGGAAAAUCUUUCAGCCGGAGUUCUCAUCUCAUUGGACACCAAAAGACUCAUACUGGUGAGGAGCCAUAUGAGUGUAAAGAAUGUGGGAGAUCCUUCAGCUGGUUCUCCCACCUUGUCACUCACCAGAGGACUCAUACAGGAGACAAACUGUACACCUGUAAUCAGUGUGGGAAGUCUUUUGUUCACAGCUCCAGGCUCAUUAGACACCAGAGAACUCAUACUGGAGAGAAACCUUAUGAAUGUCCUGAAUGUGGGAAAUCUUUCAGGCAGAGCACACAUCUCAUCCUGCACCAGAGGACUCACGUUAGAGUGCGACCCUAUGAGUGCAGUGAAUGUGGGAAGUCUUACAGCCAGAGAUCUCACCUCGUCGUGCAUCACAGAACUCACACCGGGCUGAAGCCCUUUGAGUGUAAAGACUGUGGAAAAUGCUUCAGUCGCAGCUCCCACCUGUUCUCACAUCAGAGAACCCACACUGGGGAGAAACCGUACAAAUGCCGGGACUGUGGGAAAUCCUUCAGCCAGAGUUCUGCCCUCAUUGUGCACCAGAGGAUUCACACUGGAGAGAAGCCUUAUCAGUGCGGUCAGUGCGGGAAAGCCUUCAUUCGGAAGAAUGACCUUAUUAAGCAUCAGAAGGUUCAUGUUGGAGAAGAGGCCUACAAGUGUAACCGGUGUGGGAUCGCCUUCAGCCAGAACUCCCCGUUUAUGGUGCGUCACAUAGCUCACACUGGAGAGCAGUUCCUAGCGUGUAAUCAGUGUGGAUCCGUGCUGGUUAACACCCCAACCCUCAUGAGAUACCAGAUAAAUCAUAUUAGAGAAAAUGCGUAUUAAUUAAUAAAUCUGAAAAAUUCUUCCUGAACAGCAAUAACUUUGUUUUGUCUUGGGGAACUCCUUCUGGAGAGAAGCUGCCUUCAGUCUUGUUACUACCCUUUUGCUCACUAGAGAAUUGGUCCUGGAGAGGGGAAAACCACACAAAUUUCACUUUAGUACAUCAGAUUUUCUGCUUUCUCGAAACUCCCACAAAAGUAAUUGGCCUGGGAGCAUUCUUGGCCAAGCCUUCAGUGCUGAAGUCUGAGAAGGAGCCAUUACUUAGGUGAGUUGUUGAUAGAUAAUCCAGCUUUGUUUCCACCCCAGAAGUGAGAGUGCUACCUCAGAAAGACAAAUGAGAGUUGUUGCUGAGAAGAAUAAAGAAUCAAUACAGUUAGAGCGAUGAAAGAUGGAAAGCAGUACUGCAGUGACGUGAUGUGCCGUUUUUUACUGGCUUGUCCCUCUCCCCUGGGACACUUUGUAGUGUUUAGUCUGCUUUCUGUGUCUUAUGUAAACCACAUUUUGGCUAGCAGCAGGGAACAUCUUAUAAUGUGAGCAGAGGAGGAAGAACACGUUUACUACUAGCAGUACCCAUUUUAAGUAUAUUUGCAUGUGGACAAGAAUUGAAAACCUCUCCAUAGAUAAAUGAACAGAAUUGAUUUGUUAGUAAUGGGUUUACAAGUGAGUUUCCUAGUGUACUUGGUGUCACCGUCAUGAUUAUUGGAAGAUACUUUUAAAUAUUUAAAAAGGAUGUCUAGUUUCUCUAUCCCACCAUCAAGGAAACUUGAGAACCACCUGCUAGCCGACUUUCCUGUACAUUCUAAGUUGUUUGGGGCCAUAGUUAAGAGUUGUGCUCCUUGCGGCAGGCUGCCAAAGGCCCCUGGGAAUUUGAACACGAUGACUCUCUGGAUGUUGGGACCUGAAAGAACAGUGGAUAUUUGAACAUGCCAGGGAGGGUCUCCUCAGAGCGGGUGCAGGUACCUGGACAAUGCUUGGAGCAAGUGUGCUCAUAAAAUGGACACAGCACUGCCCACAGCCACACUCCUUCCCAGGCAGACUUUUGUCUUUAUGAAGAAAGCUUAGUGGUUAGUCUCAGUCUCAGUCUGAGCUGGGACCCCCGAGGUGAAACCCCACCUCUCCUUCACUUGCCAGGUGACGUGGGCAUGCCGUCAAGCUCCUCCGUGCCCGACUCACAGACACCCUCCUCUGUAAGUCAGGGGCGCCUCGUACGGCUGUGCUCAGUAGCAGACGAGCCCAGAACGGUGCCUGAUGUGGACACCGUGCUGUAUUUCAUUAGCUGUGAUGUUCACCAUUAAGGCUGUUGCCCACCGCCCCCCGCCCCAGUGUCUGUCAUUUAACUUAAACCUGCCUGAUCGCUGAUAAGAACUGACUGACCCUCACUUCCCUUCCAGUCACACAUGUCUUCCCUUUUACCUACAUUGGAACUUACCAACCUCAGGAAACCACUGACCCACAGUGGGUGCGUGGAUUCAUUUCUGAGUAUCAGUAAACACCUUUUAAUGCUGUAUGCAAAAGCAAUCUCUCUGUAUGAAGGUUCUCCCUUCAAGGGAGAAGAUGCUAAUCUACAGAUUCUCUGGUAAAUCCAUGACCCAAAAAAGGUUUAGAAAGAGAACCCGUUUUAAUGCUGUUCCCUUCUAUAAAUGGAUCUUGUGUGGGGGGCCUGACCACUAUUUGCCAUUUUCUGAUAAACAAUACAUAUGUUAGAUGCUCAGUGAUUGACUGUUGAAUGAUAAAUAAAUGCUGAGACCACAGGACGAGGAUCUUGUGUCUCUCCCAGACAAAUCUGGAGAUGCUGGUAGACUUGUGCAACCGAGAACCGCAGGCAUCUGGGCUGCUCACUCGCUCUUCCCGGUGCGGCUGAGGUAGAGCGAGUCGGCCAGGCCUCCCAGCACCUCAGUCACUGUUAGCACUGCCUCUUCAGUGCUUAUGCACCAUUUGCGUGUGUAAUGGCCUCCUGUCAUGAACGGUUGUCAUCACAAGCAGUGGCUGUCCGUGGGAGGAAAAGAGUGGCCCCUCCGCUGGGCCUCUUAGCACUUCCCACAGCCCUCGGCUGGAGGUCCCACAGCUGCGCAGUGGAGAUGCCGCUAGUAUCCACCUCCAAAGGGGCUGUGUGCGGUCAGCGAGAUAAUGUGUAAAGGAUUUAAAACCGUGCCUGGCACGUAGCAAGUACUGUAUGUGUUAGCUAUGACUAAUUCACUAAUAUCAACACCCUAAGGGA
Vicugna pacos (alpaca) is the source of this 10993-nucleotide messenger RNA. The record is from RefSeq and is a predicted model, not a curated record. NCBI's taxonomy places the organism in Eukaryota, Metazoa, Chordata, Mammalia, Artiodactyla, Camelidae.